AUGAACAACCACGCCCUCCUCAUCCGCCGAAUACAACCACUCCGGUCCCUGCGACGUCAACCACCACGAAGACACCUCUCCUCCACCCCCCGCAACGCUGAACCUCACCAUAACCCCGUCCCUGAGAAACAUCACACUCCCUCGAACAACCCACAGCCGGCUCCCACAGUGCCUGGCCCGGUCGCAUCGACCACCGCCGCCCCCGGGUCGGUAUCCGCAUCGCGAGCACUCAUCCAGAGAAUCCAGGCCGGUCCGGUAGGACGAGUGGCGCGAGCGUAUGCGCGCGUGCAGGAGAGACGACCCUACCGGACACAAGUGAUCAGUACGAUUGUGGUGUAUCUGUGUGGUGAUUUGGGGGCGCAGUUGUUGUUUCCGCCGGAUAAUGGUUCACCCCAGGAUGUGCAAGCAGGUGAUCAGAAGCACGAAGCAGGAAAUAAUGCCGGAGGAAUUGGAGGAGGGUAUGAUCCGUGGAGGACGGUGCGCCAUUUAACAGUAGGAGUGGGGAGUGCAAUCCCGACGUAUAAAUGGUUCAUGUUCCUGCACAACAACUUCAACUUCUCGUCCAAGUUCCUCUCUAUCCUUACCAAGGUCUGCGUGCAACAGGCGGUGUUCACUCCCGUGUUCAAUACCUAUUUCUUUGGUCUGCAGUCGUUGAUGACGGGCAAGUCGUUGGAGGAGACUUUUGAACGGCUCAAGGUCGCUUUGCCGACGAGUAUCUCGAACAGCGUGAAGCUGUGGCCGGCUGUCACGGCUUUCAGCUUCAUGUAUGUGGCGCCUCAAUUCCGGAGUAUCUUUUCCGGAGUCAUUGCUGUUGGGUGGCAGACGUAUCUGAGCUGGUUGAAUCAGAAGGCGGCGCGCAAGGUCGAGGCGGAAAGAUUGGCGUCGGUGGAGGUGGGUGCUGGUGCUGAUGCUGGGGUUGGUGCGGUCGCUAUGAAGGCAUAA
Messenger RNA from Aspergillus niger, 942 nucleotides. RefSeq lists its product as uncharacterized. The coding region runs from base 1 to 942 and encodes 313 amino acids. The record is from RefSeq and is a predicted model, not a curated record. The transcript is spliced from 2 exons. Gene Ontology annotation, cellular component: membrane; mitochondrion; cytoplasm. NCBI's taxonomy places the organism in Eukaryota, Fungi, Ascomycota, Eurotiomycetes, Eurotiales, Aspergillaceae.